AGAUUGAAUUCACUUCAGGAACUUCAGCUCCUCGAGAUUAUGUGCAAUUAUUUCCAAGAGCAGACCAAGGAUUCAAUCCGGCAGAUCAUUUUCUCAUCUCUCUUCAGCCCUCAAGGAAACAAAGCAGACGACAGUAGGAUGGCUUUACUGGGAAAGCUGGUUUCCAUGGCAGUGGCUGUGUGCAGGGUUCCUGUUCUGGAGUGUGCUGCCUUCUGGCUGCAGCGAACCCCUGCGGUGUACUGCGUGAGGCUAGCCCGAGCCUUGGUCGAUGACUACUGCAACUUGGUGCCAGGCUCCAUCCAGACACUGAAGCAGAUAUUCAGUGCCAGUCCUCGCUUCUGCUGCCAGUUCAUUACAUCCGUCACAGCCCUCUACGACCUCUCUUCAGAUGACCUCAUCCCUCCUUCAGAUCUGCUGGAGUUGAUUGUUUCCUGGAUCUUUGAAGACCCCCGCUUGAUCCUGAUCACCUUCCUGAACACCCCUAUUGCAGCCAACCUGCCAAUAGGGUUUUUAGAGCUCACCCCGCUGACGGGACUGAUCCGUUGGUGCGUGAAGGCCCCCUUGGCUUACAAAAGGAAGAAGAAAGCCUCCCUCUCAAAUGGACCCCCCCCCAGCAAAAUUGCCAAGGACUCAACUUCAGGAGAAGACAGAGAUUGCCACCAGCUGUAUUCAAAACUGCAUCUAAGUGUUCUGCAGGUUCUUAUGAUGCUUCAGGGGCAUUUAACGGAGAAGAACCUUUAUGGGCGCCUGGGGCUAGUACCCUUUGACCACGUGGUUCCACUCGUUGAGGAAAUCAACAGACUGUCUGAUGAACUCAAUCCUCUCAAUGCAUCCAAAGAGAUUGAACUGGCUCUGGACAGACUGGCUCAGGCUUUGCAAGUGGCCAUGGCAUCAGGAGCACUCCUGUGCACUAGAGAUGACUUGCGAACUGUGUGCUCCAGGCUACCACAUAACAACCUGCUCCAGCUGGUGAUUUCAGGUCCAGUGCAGCAACCGACCCACGGCGCUCUGCCACCAGGAUUUUAUCCUCAUAUCCAUACUCCUCCUCUGGGCUACCCCACGCACCCUGCGCUCCCGGCUCACCCGGCGCUCCCGGCUCACCCCGUACAAACAUUUAUACCAGGAAUGACGUUCCCAUACCGGCCUAUUCGCUAA
Molecule: messenger RNA, 1155 nt
Organism: Eurypyga helias (sunbittern)
Lineage: Eukaryota; Metazoa; Chordata; Aves; Eurypygiformes; Eurypygidae
Gene: INTS15
Product: chromosome unknown open reading frame, human C7orf26
Exons: 5
Source: RefSeq, a predicted model, not a curated record